AUGUAUUGGCGCGUUUUUCGUCAGUACAGUGGUCCAUGCUUUCCAAGGUUUCCCACCCAUUCAUGGACUCGCUAUGGUUGGAGGUGUUCUUUGGGCGACAGCGAUUCUCGUAUGGAACACGCUGUCUUGCCUGACCGGCUGGGCCACAUCGAGAUAUGGCUUGCUUGGACUCCCAAAAGCUAUUCCAGCCAGUCUCACACUCAACUACAUUGGUAUAGCUACUCUGAUUGCUGGGUAAUACAUCAGUUACUGUUGUGCAUAGUACCCUUUUUUUGCUAUAGCGCGAUAUUUGUCAAUUUUUUACGCGGAACCUUGGCAAGUUAA
Messenger RNA from Cooperia oncophora, 324 nucleotides. Lineage: Eukaryota; Metazoa; Nematoda; Chromadorea; Rhabditida; Trichostrongylidae. The record is from the annotation of a GenBank genome assembly.